UGAGAGUAGGCUGUUAUGUCUCACGGAGCGAGGAGUGUGAGUUAAUGUUCUGUAAAAGAAUAAAGUUCACUCCCGAGUUCGACACCCCGCGUUAGACUCCAGUUCUUCGCCGCUUCGAUACAUCCAAAAGUUAGCUGUAUCGAUAUAACAUGCAAGUCAUACCGUUCAUAUCCGCAGGGUGGCGAUAGUUCACUCGCAGUGUCUGCAUCCGCCGUUGAAAGACAAAGAGAAGAAGACGUCGUUGCGACAGAAGUAAACAAUUGACGGCAGCUGUGAACCGUUUCCACAGUGGACGUCGCGAACAUCAACAUCGGUUCCCGCAGUAGUUGGACGUACCUGGGACCUGUCCCUGUGAGCCGUUGGCCAUGAUAGCUGUGGCCAUGAGUGCAACAUGCCCAGGCUUGUACUGUGGCAGGAUCCUAUUCAAUGGCUCCGUGGAAAGGGACUGUGGCGUCUGUCCCCGUGGGGAGCGGGCCAACCACCAGAAGGUGUGUGAACGCUGCACCGAGUUCCCGGAGCGUUAUGAUUGGCUCUACCUGGGCUUUAUGGCCAUGCUACCUCUUGUCUUGCACUGGUUCUUCAUUGAGUGGUACUCGGGAAAGAAAAGUUCCAGUGCCGUCCUUCAACACAUCACAGCCAUGUUGGAGUGCAGCGUGUCCGCCGUGGUCACGCUGCUGCUCACGGAGCCCGUUGGGAUGCUGACUAUCCACUCCUGCAGAGUCCAGAUGCUGUCAGAUUGGUACACCAUGCUUUAUAAUCCCAGUCCAGACUACAUCAACACGCUACACUGCACCCAGGAGGCCGUCUAUCCACUAUACACGAUCGUGCUCAUCUAUUACGCCUUCUGCUUGGUGCUGAUGAUGCUGCUGCGCCCUCUGCUGGUUAAAAAGAUAGCAUGCGGUCUGGGCAAGUCGGACAGGUUCAAGAGCAUCUAUGCGGCGCUGUACUUCUUCCCCAUCCUCACGGUGCUCCAGGCUGUUGGUGGGGGACUCCUGUAUUAUGCGUUUCCCUACAUCAUACUGGUCCUGUCUCUGGUCACCCUGGCUGUGUACAUGUCAGCCUCUGAAAUCCAGUCCUUUAAGAACCUGGUGGCCAAGAAGAAACGCCUCGUCGUCCUGUUCAGCCACUGGUUGCUCCAUGCCUACGGCAUCAUCUCCAUCUCGCGUCUGGACAAGCUGGAGCAGGACCUGCCCCUGCUGGCCCUGGUUCCCGGGCCGGCCUUGUUCUACAUCGCUACAGCCAAAUUCACAGAACCAAGCCGGAUCCUGUCAGAGGGCGGCAAUGGACACUGACCUUCCAGAUGGCAUUGAACUAUACGCGACCGCAUGCGUGUUAAACCCUGUCUUAGUCCGCCUGUAGUAUUGGUACUGUGGUCCACAGUUGUAAGAAUGUACUUCAGGAGUGUAGUUAUGAUGUUUUUGCAGUUCAUGUAUUUAUUAGAGCAUGAACUAGCAGUUUUUUCAUAUUUUUAAGACACUGAAUUUAUGUUUUUUAUGAGCUAGUACCCAUUAACUGUUAACAGAAAAUGUUACCUCAUGAAUAACCAUGCAAGUCCAACUGUGUUCUUAAUGUAUUAUCACAAAACGUCCCGGUUAGCAUCCUAUUAACGUGCUAAUACAGGAAGUCAACUCGCAGCAAAGCACGAAGACGUUGUCUGUGUUGUACUCGCUAAAAUAGUCACCGACAAAUUAGUGGGAAUUUAGUUGGCGGGAAUCGAACUCACAUUUUUAUUCCUCUCUUGUGUGCAGCCCUAAUUCUUCCAAAUGAUGUAUUUGCUGUGUAAAUGCAGCACAGCAUUGAACAACUGAUGCUGCUCAGACACCCUCAUGAAUGACAGGGCAUGCCCAUAUUUGGAUGGCUAUGGACACAAAUGAUGUAUAGAAUGUAAAUAUUUGUAUAUAUUCUACUUGACUGUGAUGGUUAUAAGUACAGUUUAUAUGAACGCUGGUGUGGAUUGAUCAAGUUUAAAAAUCUGGACGCUUGGAAUGAACAAAAAAUGGACAGUAAGCCCACGAGCCGUACGUAUUUCCUGGGAUCGAUGUUACAUUAAGGACCGCUUUAUUGUACAGUACACCUGUUGGUAAGUGUUCUUCUUUUGUAUUUAACCUAUUGUGUGAUUAUGUCACAAAUAAGUACAUUAAGAUGCAAUUGAACAAGACUGAGUUUAUGCUACCAAUACCCCCCUCCCCCCAUGAUAUACUUCACCCUCAAGUACAUGAUAUACUUCACCCUCAAGUACACACCAUACUUCCCCCUCAAAUACACUUCCCCCUCAAGUACACACCAUACUUCCCCCUCAAAUAUACUUCACCCUCAAGUCCACAAUAUACUUCCCCCUCAAAUACACGAUAUACUUCCCCCUCAAACACAUGAUAUACUUCGCCCUCAAGUACACACCAUACUUCGCCCUCAAGUACACACCAUACUUCCCCCUCAAGUACACGAUAUACUUCCCCCUCAAGUACACACCAUACUUCCCCCUCAAGUACACGAUAUACUUCCCCCUCAAGUACACGAUAUACUUCCCCCUCAAGUACACAAUAUACUUCCCCCUCAAAUACACGAUAUACUUCACCCUCAAGUACACACCAUACUUCACCCUCAAGUACACACCAUACUUCACCCUCAAGUACACGAUAUACUUCACCCUCAAGUACACGAUAUACUUCCCCCUCAAGUACGCACUAUACGUCCCCCUCAAGUACACGAUAUACUUCCUGGAGACAUGGCAUGAGAUUGAUUGCAGUGAUCUUAAUGAGUUUUCCAAACAUGGUGUUGAUGGUAAUAUCCAACAUUCAAACCUUACGUAUCAAAAUGUUUUAGCUUAUUAAAAAAUUGAUCAGCAAAGACGACGAUGAUGUUU
Molecule: messenger RNA, 2863 nt
Organism: Doryrhamphus excisus (bluestripe pipefish)
Lineage: Eukaryota; Metazoa; Chordata; Actinopteri; Syngnathiformes; Syngnathidae
Gene: jkamp
Product: jnk1/mapk8 associated membrane protein
Biological process (GO): response to unfolded protein; ERAD pathway
Cellular component (GO): membrane
Molecular function (GO): ubiquitin protein ligase binding
Source: RefSeq, a predicted model, not a curated record